Messenger RNA from Tinamus guttatus (white-throated tinamou), 2223 nucleotides. Lineage: Eukaryota; Metazoa; Chordata; Aves; Tinamiformes; Tinamidae. The record is from RefSeq and is a predicted model, not a curated record.
UUUUUUUUUGUAGAUUGCAGUGAUGAUGUAUUUCGUUGUAACACAGGAAAAUGCCUCAAUUAUACCUUUGUGUGUGAUGGAUAUGAUGACUGUGGAGACCUUAGUGAUGAACAAAACUGUGAUUGUAAUCCAGUGAUGCAUCAUCAGUGUGGAGAUGGAAGGUGUAUAACAGCUGAUUGGGUGUGUGAUGGUGACCAUGACUGCACAGACAAGUCAGACGAAAUCAAUUGCUCAUGUCAUAGUCAAGGUCUGGUGGAGUGCAAAAACGGGCAGUGCAUUCCCAGUGCGUUCCAGUGUGACGGAGAUAAUGACUGUAAAGAUGGAAGUGAUGAAGAAAACUGCAGUGAAAGCCAAACCCUCUGUCAGGAGGGAGACCAGAGAUGUGCUUCCUGUCCUGAUCCCUGCGGAUCUUCUCCCUGUGACAUGAGAGACAGCCAGACAAACUGCAGUCAGUGUGAACCAAUUACUUUGGAACUCUGUAUGAACUUGCCUUACAACUAUACUAGUUAUCCAAACUAUCUGGGCCACAGGACUCAGAAAGAAGCCUCUAUCAGCUGGGAAUCUUCUCUUUUCCCAGCCUUGGUUCAGACCAACUGCUAUAAGUACCUUAUGUUUUUUGCCUGUACAAUCCUAGUACCAAAAUGUGACCCCUAUACAAAUCAACGGAUCCCACCUUGCAGGACGUUAUGUGAGCAAUCCAAGGAACGCUGUGAGUCUGUACUUGGCAUUGUAGGUCUGCAGUGGCCAGAAGACACUGACUGCACUCAAUUUCCAGAGGAGAACACAGACAACCAAACUUGUCUAACUCCAGAUCAAGAUGUAGAAGAGUGCUCCCCUAGUCACUUCAAGUGCCGAUCUGGGCGGUGUGUCCUGGCAUCCAGAAGAUGUGAUGGUCAAGCUGACUGUGAGGAUGAUAGUGAUGAGGAAAGCUGUGGAUGUAGGGCAAGGGGCCUUUAGUGUCCUUCGAAGAAGCUUUGCAUCAAGCACACUAUGAUCUGCGAUGGUUUCCCAGAUUGCCCUGACAAGAUGGAUGAAAAGAACUGCUCCUUCUGUGGAGAGGAUGAGCUAGAAUGUGCCAACCAUGAAUGUGUGCGACGCGAGCUCUGGUGUGACGGGCAAGUAGACUGCAGUGACAGCUCGGAUGAAUGGGACUGUGUUACGCUGUCUAAAAACAUGAAUUCCUUGACGUUCCUGACAAUUCAUAGGUCAGCUGCUGAUUACCAUGUUUGUGCUGACGAGUGGCAAGAAAAUUUGAGCCAGCUGGCCUGCAAUCAGAUGGGUUUAGGAGGACCACCUAAAACAGAAAUUGUACAAGAAAAUGAGGAAAUGCAGCAUCACAAAUGGCUGAAUCUGCACUCAGAUUGGAAGAAUAAAAAUGCAUCCACUUUACAUGCACUUCUAGUGAAUGGACAGAUAUGUCAAAGCAACAGUAAAGUGUCUCUUCUCUGCACUAAAGAAGACUGUGGCCGUCGCCCGGCUGCCCGCAUGACCAAGAGGAUCCUCGGUGGCCGGACCAGCCGCCCGGGCCGAUGGCCGUGGCAGUGCUCCCUGCAGAGCGAGCCCAGCGGACACAUCUGCGGCUGCGUUCUCAUCGCAAAGAGAUGGGUCUUGACAGUAGCGCAUUGCUUCGAAGGGAGAGAAAAUGCAGCUGUUUGGAAAGUAGUGCUGGGUAUAAGCAACCUGGACCACCCUUCGGCCUUCAUGCAGACGCGGCUCGUGAAGACCAUCAUCCUGCACCCUCGCUACAACCGUGCGGUCGUAGACUACGACAUCAGCAUCGUGGAGCUGCACGACGAUAUCAACGAGACGAGUUACGUGCGGCCGGUCUGCUUGCCCAGCAAGGAGCAGCUGGUCCAGCCGGACACCUACUGCUACAUCACAGGCUGGGGACACAUGGGCAACAAAAUGCCUUUUAAGCUCCAAGAAGGAGAAGUUCGCAUCAUUUCCCUGGAGCAGUGCCAGUCGUACUUUGACAUGAAGACCAUCACCAGCAGGAUGCUGUGUGCUGGCUAUGAGUCUGGCACUGUGGACUCCUGCAUGGGUGACAGCGGAGGACCGCUCGUGUGUGAACAACCUGCAGGGCGCUGGACUCUGUUUGGUUUAACAUCUUGGGGCUCCGUCUGCUUUUCCAAGGUUUUGGGACCUGGAGUUUACAGCAACGUGUCACAUUUUAUUGAAUGGAUCGAAAGACAAAUAUACAUCCACACCUUUCUGCUAAACUAG